AUGGUGGAUCACCUGCCGCUUGGUGAGGAGACCUUCCUGUAUUACACCGGCUCCCCGGGGUCGGACUACAACUGCCUCUGUCACCACGCUAAUGGUGGCGCGUUGCCAGGAAUCAUGGUAUCCAACGCUGGCAUCUACGACCACCACCACCACCACCCCUACCAAGGGGUGACGCUCUCCUCCUCCCCUCGCCCCUCUGAGGAUGACCUCAGUGACUCCUCCAGCCCUCGGUCCUCGGUCUGCUCCAGCCCUGAGGCCUCGUCGCCGACGUUGCGGCACGUCCUCGGUGCCAGCUACGAAAGCCGGGGCAGCCGGAGCAGCGGGAGCUGUAGCUCCUGGGGAGGAGAGAGUCGAGACAGCCUGCUGGACCUCCUCCUCUCGCAGGCCUCCCACCCUCGCAGCAGCUCUCACUCUUCUUCUCUAUCUUUCUCCCUAUCCCCAGCCCCCCUGUCCUCUUCUUCCUCCUCAUCUGCCCCUCUUUUACCCAUGGGCCUGGCCUGGGAGUCCAAGAGGGAGCAGCGGAUGACUCUCCUCCAGCAGCACGCCAAAGAGGACUGCUACGAGUUCCCCGUUUUCCUGGACGAGAUGCAGGAUCCGGCGGCGCUCCUCUUUCAGCCCACCUUGGAGGAGAUUGAGGAGUUCCUGGAGGAGAACAUGGCGGUGGCAUUGGGGAAAGAAGAGGAGGAGAGUGAUGAGGCCAUGUCACCAAUGCCAGAGGAUGCUGAGGCGAAAGGUUCAAGGACUAUAGCAAGAGAACUCGUAUUAGUGUCACAGAAUUCGGAUCAGACUUUGCCCGCGGUUCAUUCGCCGCUCUCCUGCUACACAGAGACCAAACACACACAAUGUGCAUCAGACAUGGACAACUCGCCACCAGCAGUGGAUUUUAGUUCUCCUCGUGGUGUUGACGAGAUCAAACAUGAAGAUUGUGGUUCACCACCGGCCUCAUCAGAAGGUACCGGUGCCUCCAGCGUGCCUGUCAUCCUGCAAAUACAGCCCAUCCAGAUCAAACAAGAGCCCAACACCAGUGCCAUCCCAGAUGCUGCCACCCAGCAAACCCAACCCCCAAAACCCCAGCCUGCGCAGCCCCCGUCGGACAUCAAAAUCGCCCAACUCCUGGUCAACAUCCAGGGGCAGACCUUUGCCUUGGUACCACAGCUGCUUUCGCCGACAAACAUUGCCAACUCAAUCAAAAACGGGAGCACCGUGUUGCCCAAAUUUGUCCGGAUCGCACCGGUGCCCAUCGCCGCCAAACCAACUGGGCUUGGGGAAGGCGGGGGCUCAACUGCUGGGGUUCUCGUCGGGGGUCAGAGGUACCAGAAGAGCGCAGUAGCGGACUUAAUUAAAAUGCACAAGUGCUCUUUUCCCGGCUGCAAUAAGAUGUACACCAAGAGCAGCCACCUUAAAGCCCACCUGAGGAGGCACACGGGGGAGAAGCCCUUCGCCUGCACGUGGCCCGGCUGUGGAUGGAGGUUCUCCCGGUCCGACGAACUUUCCCGACACCGGCGCUCCCACUCGGGAGUGAAACCAUACCAGUGCAUCGUCUGCGAAAAGAAGUUUGCCCGCAGCGAUCACCUGUCAAAACACCUCAAAGUCCACCGCUUUCCACGAAGCAGCAGGACAGGGCGCUCUGCAAACUGA
This is a messenger RNA of Cyclopterus lumpus (lumpfish), 1638 nucleotides long. RefSeq names its product Krueppel-like factor 15. The transcript has 2 exons. Gene Ontology annotation, biological process: regulation of transcription by RNA polymerase II. Lineage: Eukaryota; Metazoa; Chordata; Actinopteri; Perciformes; Cyclopteridae. The record is from RefSeq and is a predicted model, not a curated record. Bases 1 to 1638 code for a protein of 545 amino acids. Gene Ontology annotation, molecular function: RNA polymerase II cis-regulatory region sequence-specific DNA binding; DNA-binding transcription factor activity, RNA polymerase II-specific.